Neocloeon triangulifer is the source of this 1158-nucleotide messenger RNA. Its product is annotated as retinaldehyde-binding protein 1. The transcript is spliced from 10 exons. The coding region runs from base 149 to 1021 and encodes 290 amino acids. Lineage: Eukaryota; Metazoa; Arthropoda; Insecta; Ephemeroptera; Baetidae. Gene Ontology annotation, cellular component: membrane. Gene Ontology annotation, molecular function: phosphatidylinositol bisphosphate binding. The record is from RefSeq and is a predicted model, not a curated record.
CACAAGUGGAUCCUCAGAGCGGAGAAGUGGAGAGAAGAUGAUCAGACGCGGCUGUUGACAGAAAUCGCGACUGCAUCGCCUUGCACCAGCCACGCCGCAUUCACUCCGACGCCUCCGCUCUCUGCAAAUUGCACCACACACGCUUUAAAUGGCGGAUCGAUUUGCAAUCCAGAGACAGCCUUUGAGUGCAAAGGAUCAGGAAAAGGCCAAAAAUGAGCUUCGCGAAACGCCAGAAAUCCGGGCGCAGGAGAUCGAGAAAUUGAGGAAGCUUAUCAAAGCUGAGGAAGGACUUGUUUGGGUAGAUACGGAUGAGUUCUUGACUGCAUUUUUGAGACCAUCGCACUGGUAUGCGGAAAGUGCAUUAGAGCUUAUCAAGAGGGUAGCCGAUUUCCGUGCUAAAAAUUGGACUCUGAUUGGAGAUUUGGAGCCUAAAACCGAGGAGCAGCGCAUCGUUCACAAUGUGGUGAACGUCAUUCCCGAGAGAGACCAAGAGGGUCGCCGAAUGCUUAUUGUCAACUGUGGAGCUAGCUGGGAUCCUAGCGAGGUGAACACGGAUCAUUUAUUUAGACUGCUGUAUUUGGUUCACUUGGUUGCCCUAGAAGAACCAUCUACUCAGGUCAACGGAGUGGUUGUUAUUAUGGACUUUAAGGGGAUGGGUAUGAAGCAGGUCAAAGCUUUCACCCCUAACUUCUCGAUGCGACUUCUGACCUUUAUUCAGCAUGCUAUGCCAAUACGUCUCAAGGCUGUGCACAUCGUCAAAGAGCCGUUUGUGUUCAACAUGGUUUUCCAGCUUUUCAAGCCAUUCAUCCAGGAAAAGCUGAAGUCCAGAAUGUUCUUCCACGGUGACAAGAUGAAGAAGCUGCACGAACAUAUCAGCCCCUCUUGCCUGCCCGAGGAUUACGGCGGCACUUUGCCAAAGAUCAAUUAUGGCGGAAAGGAGUGGUACGGUCCGCUCUUGACCGCCGAGAACGGUGUCAAGGCCUGGCAGAAAAUGGGUUACGAGAAGGACCUGAAGAAAUAAAGCCUAGUGCAGCCAUUAUCAACAAUGAAAUAUUCCAGCAUGUGUAAUUAUCAAAAUGUUUAGUCAAUCAUCAUUCUAGUUAAUCGACUCUAGCAGUCAUUUGUGGUUCCUACUAUUACAAAAUCUGUUACCGUUUU